AUGCAGACCAAGACUCUCCUCCUCGCCCUCUUUGCCGCCGCCACCGUGUCGGCUGGCACCAUCGGCGCUCGCCAGAACCAGAACCAGAACGGCAAGAACAACAACAACAACCAGAACGGCGGCAAGAACAACAACAACAACCAGGGCGCCGCCGCCGGUGCCGGUGCCGGUGCGGGCGCCAACGCCGCCGCCGACUUUGGCCAGUGCAACCCGACCAUGGACUUCCAGCUCGGGCGCGCGGGGCGCAAGGCGGACGAGGGCACCUUCCUGCCCGUCGACCCGCUCGUCGCCAAGGGCCAGCAGGACGCGCUCAACCCCAACAUCAUCACCAACCGCAUCUGCGACCAGCUGACCAACGUCUGCGACGCCAACGACGCGGCCAAGGCGCUGUGCAAGCAGGCGCAGGCCACGGUCCAGGGGCUCGGCACCAAGGACGCCACGACGGCCGACGCCUUCAACUCUGCUCUGGGGUUCUAA
Molecule: messenger RNA, 477 nt
Organism: Thyridium curvatum
Lineage: Eukaryota; Fungi; Ascomycota; Sordariomycetes; Thyridiales; Thyridiaceae
Exons: 1
Coding region: 1-477 (158 amino acids)
Source: RefSeq, a predicted model, not a curated record